Molecule: messenger RNA, 6842 nt
Organism: Cheilinus undulatus (humphead wrasse)
Lineage: Eukaryota; Metazoa; Chordata; Actinopteri; Labriformes; Labridae
Gene: ankrd50
Product: ankyrin repeat domain 50
Exons: 5
Coding region: 837-5117 (1426 amino acids)
Molecular function (GO): protein binding
Source: RefSeq, a predicted model, not a curated record
AGUCACUCGGCAGGCUCGCAGUGGAGCUGUGUCGGGCAGCAGGAGGAGCCGACACGACUGAAAAGAAAAGACUCAAAGAAAGACAUGAACGUCGCUCAAACGCAGAAAUACGGACUUCAUUGAACCGGGCGAAACGGUGGAGGGGUUUAUCUGAGGAUUUUAACGCCGACAGAAAGGGUGUUGAGUACGGACAGCAGCAACCAGACCCCCCCAAAACCAACAAGAAGCAUCAGCAAGAGGUCUAGAGCCAGAGUUUGCAUGUUAUUGGAGAAACUGACUCUGCACUGGCAGCCUCUUCAGCGUUAAUGUAAUGGAAACGCGCUUUGGUCACCCCCGGUAGCAUCUGAAAUGCAUCAGCGGAAAUAUAUCAGCAGCUUCCAUGGCUAAUUGCAUCAAGCGGCGGUGGCUCGAGUUUGCCAGUGGAUGCACUCAAGAGCCAGGUGCCCUGCCAUGCCCAGCGCCAUGCUAAAGCAACACACUCAUCAUAACAAGGAGCACUCAGUCCAACCAGUGGGGAAGCUGUGGAAAAAGUUGGUGGAAAAUCUAAGUCUCAAUUUUGAUUUCCUUUUUUUUAUUUUGACCUAGAUAUUCUGAAACGCACCAUAGCGUGGCUGCUUUUCCUGCCAUCUGCUUCUCUUCUCCGCUCUUGCUGAAGUUGCAUUCUUCUUCCAAACAUCAACACCGAGGAAGAAAAGAGAGACUGCAACCUGCUUUCUGAGACCAAAAUGGAUGUUCAGAUUUAUGGCCAGCCUUUGUUGGAGUUGAAAAUGUGAGGGUGGGGAUGAAGGGACCCCUAUGAAGAGGAGGAAUAGGUGGAACAGCAGCACUAUAUCAAAAUGGCUCAAACCAGUUUGCUGCAGGGGAAGCGCUUUUACUGCCGGGAGUGGGUCUUCCACAAGAUCCAGCAUUGCCUCCAGGAGAAAACCAACAACCUCAAUGGAGUGACCAGCGCUCCCAGUAAGCAGCCCCCACUGGCGCCCGGCGGGGGUGCAUCUAACCCUGGCACCUUGACGACAGGAUCCUCAAAGGCAGGUAGCUCCUGGGGGGUUUUGCUGGUUGGGGGUCCAGGAAGUGGGAAAACAGCACUGUGCACAGAGCUGUUGUGGCCCACGUCGGUGCAGGGAACACAGCGGGGUCUGCAGCAGCAGAGCCUGGCCUAUCACUUCUGCCGGGCGGAUGACUCGGACACGCUGUGCGUCGGAGGGUUCAUCCGAGGUCUGGUGGCUCAGAUCUGCCGCAGUGGGCUGGUGCCGGGGUACGAGGAGAAGGUGCGCGACCCAGCUGUGCAGAGCACUCUGCAGCCUGGAGAGUGUGAGAGGAACCCCACAGAGGCUUUCAAGAGAUGUGUCCUCCUGCCUCUCCUGAGCAUUAAGCCUCCUCAGCAGUCUCUCUUCCUGCUGGUGGACUCCAUCGAUGAAGGCUGCCAGCUGGGGGAGGGGGAGCAGAGGUCCUCUCCCGGCUCCCCCAGGACCAUCGCCGAGCUCCUGGCCAGUCAUCAUGAGUUCCUGCCUCCCUGGCUGCUUCUCAUCUGCUCUGCACGACGACAGAACAAGGCCAUUACCAAACUCUUUACAGGAUUCCGCAAAAUCAGCCUUGAUGAUCUACGGAAGGCCUACAUUGUCAAGGAUGUGCAACAGUACAUCCUCCACCGACUGGACCAGGAGGAAGCCCUGAGGCAGCACCUGACCAAGGAGACAGCUGAGAUGCUCAACCAACUCCACAUCAAAAGCAGUGGCUGUUUCCUAUACCUGGAGCGCGUUCUGGAUGGCGUAGUGGAAAAUUUUAUCAUGCUCCGGGAGAUCCGUGAUAUCCCAGGCACUCUCAAUGGCCUCUACCUGUGGCUCUGCCAGAGACUGUUUGUCAGGAAACAGUUUGCCAAAGUACAGCCCAUCCUUAAUGUAAUCCUGGCAACCUGCAGGCCACUCACCAUCAAGGAACUGUACCACGCAGUGUGGACCAAAAACAUGACACUGACAAUGGAAGAGUUUCAAAAGAAGAUGGACAUUCUCUCCAAGUUGUUGGUUGAUGGCCUUGGGAAUACUAAAAUCCUUUUUCACUACAGUUUUGCAGAGUGGCUACUGGAUGUUAAGCACUGCACCCAGAAGUACUUGUGCAAUGCAGCCGAGGGACACAGGAUGUUGGCAAUGAGUUACACCUGUCGGGCCAAGCAGCUUAAACCACUUGAAGUGCAGGAAUUUGCACUGCACCUUGUCAAUUCCAAUCUGCAGAUUGAGCCAUUUAAUCUGGCUCUUUGGAUGGUUUGGAAUGGAACUCCUGCUAAAGACUCUCUGACCACCUCCAUACCAAGAGAACAGGAGGUUCUGCAACUUCUGGUGAAAGCUGGAGCCCAUGUAAACAAUGAGGAUGACCACGCAUCAUGCAUCGUGCAACAGGCCCUGGAAAGAGAGGAUUCAAUACGGACAUUACUUGACAACGGUGCAUCUGUGAACCAGUGCGACUCUAGUGGGAGAACUCUUCUGGCCAACGCUGCAUACAGUGGAAACCUUGAUGUGGUUAACUUACUCAUAUCUAGAGGGGCAAAUAUGGAGCUUGAAGACAACCAUGGGCAAACAGCACUUACACUUGCUGCAAGGCAAGGCCAUACCAAAGUGGUUAACUGCUUAAUUGGUUGUGAGGCCAAUAUAAACCACACAGACCAUGAUGGAUGGACUGCCCUGCGCUCAGCAGCUUGGGGUGGACAUUCAGAGGUUGUAUCUGCUUUGCUUUAUGCUGGUGCCAAAGUGGACUGUGCUGAUGCUGAUGGUAGAACGGCUUUGAGAGCUGCUGCUUGGGGAGGCCAUGAGGACAUAGUGCUGAACCUUCUUCAGCAUGGGGCUGAAGUCAACAAGGCAGACAACGAAGGAAGAACAGCUCUCAUUGCUGCAGCAUACAUGGGACACAGAGAGAUUGUUGAGCACCUCUUGGACCACGGGGCAGAAGUGAAUCAUGAAGACGUGGAUGGGAGGACUGCCCUCUCAGUUGCCGCUCUCUGCGUUCCUGCAAGUAAAGGCCAUGCUUCUGUUGUGAGCCUUCUGAUUGACAGGGGAGCAGAGGUCGACCACUGUGAUAAAGACUGCAUGACUCCUCUUCUUGUGGCAGGCUAUGAAGGACAUGUCGAUGUGGUUGAUCUGCUUUUGGAAGGCGGAGCUGAUGUUGACCACACAGACAACAAUGGUCGAACACCUCUUCUUGCUGCUGCAUCAAUGGGCCAUGCCUCUGUUGUCAACACUUUACUGUUCUGGGGGGCAGCUGUUGAUAGCAUCGACAGUGAGGGAAGGACUGUGCUGAGCAUUGCUUCUGCUCAGGGCAAUGUCGAGGUGGUCAGAACUCUGCUGGACAGAGGUCUGGAUGAGAAUCACAGGGAUGAUGCAGGCUGGACCCCGCUACACAUGGCUUCGUUUGAGGGACACCGCCAAGUGUGUGACGCCCUCAUUGAGCAAGGUGCUCGUUGCACAGAGGUUGAUAAUGAUGGGAGGAUACCGCUGAUACUGGCUGCACAAGAGGGACAUUACGACUGUGUGCAAAUUCUUCUGGAAAACAAGUCAUGCAUUGACGAGAGGGGAUAUGAUGGAAGGAAUGCUCUCAGGGUUGCUGCACUAGAAGGCCACAGGGACAUUGUUGAACUGCUGCUGAGCCACGGUGCCGAUAUUGAUUACAAAGACGCAGACGGCCGCCCUACACUCUACAUAUUGGCACUUGAAAAUCAGCUUGCCAUGACGGAGUAUUUCCUUGAAAAUGGUGCGAAUGUAGAAGCAUGUGACACUGAGGGAAGAACAGCCCUACAUGUAUCCUGCUGGCAAGGGCAUGUUGAAAUGGUGAGGCUGCUGAUAAACUAUCAUGCUGAUGUGAAUGCCUGUGACAAUGAGAAGCGAUCUGCCCUCCAGUCUGCUGCAUGGCAAGGACACACAAAAGUCGUGCAGUUUUUGAUAGAGAAUGGCACCCAUGUGGAUCAUACAUGCAACCAGGGUGCUACAGCACUAGGCAUAGCUGCACAGGAGGGUCACAUUGAUGUUGUGCAAAUACUUCUUGAAAAUGGUGCUGACCCAAACCACGCUGAUCAGUUUGGACGAACAGCAAUGAGAGUUGCAGCAAAAGGUGGCCAUUCAACGAUAAUAAAACUUCUGGAAAAGUAUGGAGCCACAAGUCUAAAUGGCUGCAAUCCCUCUCCAGUUCACACCAUGGAAGAAAAAACACCAUUGGCUGUGACUGGUAAAAUGCAGUCCCUCACCAUUAAAUCAAGUAGUUCUGGCAGCACUGGGGCAGGAGAUUUGCAGUCUUCUGGACGUGGUCUAACCAAUGGGCCAGUCCAUGCAUUCAGCUCCCCUUCAGAAUCACCUGAUUCAACAGUAGAUAGACAGAAAUCCUCCCUUUCAAAUAAUUCCCUCAAGAGCUCUAAGAACUCCUCCCUGAGAACCACAUCGUCCACAGCUACAGCGCAGACCGUGCCGAUCGACAGUUUCCAUGGACUGACAUUCACAGAACAAAUCCAACAGCAUUCACUGCCCCGUAGCCGGAGCAGACAGUCUAUUGUGUCCCCCUCCUCGACAACAAAGUCCAUUGGCCAGCAGCCAUCAUCUCCUUCAAAUGAUUUCGACUGGUCUAUGUUAAAAUCAGGUCUAAAGUCAACAAAGGGAAGUAAGACCGGAAAUGAGACCUCAAACAGUAAAGGAGCCCUGGGCGACAAGAAGAAACUCAAAAACAGUGGAUCCAUCCAAGGUCAGGUUCUGGAGUAUGAAAUGACACAGUUUGACAAGAGGAUUGCCCUCAACAAAUCAGUGGCAAACAUUUCAGUGAAGGAUCCCCACUGCAAGAUCAUGAUAGGUGGAUCAAUUCGAUCAGAAAGGGGGCAAAGCCAAGAUCAGUACUUCAUCCAGCAGCAGAGCUGUUCGGAGAAGAAGCGCAAUGGUAUCAUGACCAACCCCAACUAUCAUCUACAGGGUAAUCAGGUUUUCCUGAGUAGGGUGUCAGUUCCUCGGACUGUACAGAGCAGAGGCCACCAAGAUGUUUUAGAGAACUAUCCAAUUGGGGAAACCGAGCUAAGCCUUAAACAAGCCCUGAAACUGCAGAUUGAAGGAUCAGACCCUGGGUUCAACUACAAAAAGGAGACUCCAUUAUAGCUGAUGUCUCAAAUGCCGUUCAUCAUGCAGACAUUGGAGGGAAUGUGCCAAAGCAACUGUGUUCAUCUGCAUAGAAAAAAAAACAAAAGAUCUGUAUUCAUCAUUGGGAGACCUUAAAACAAUACCGGGGAUAAUUGUUGACUGCUGCCUAAGGCUUAUGUGAACUGAAACAUCAAUGUGCCUACAUCUGUUACAGCCUUCUUCAUGUAUUCAUGCAAACUUUCAUUUUAAUUUAAUGUAAUGCUAUUUAAUAAACAGUGUAUGCACUUUUAAGAGUAAAAUGACAGACAUGCAUUUGUUCUUACUCACUUUGUAACCCAUCCAAGUUUUAUCAAGAACUGUUUGAGACAUACCAAUGCUUUUGUUUUAUUAUUUUAAGUUUGUUGUGUCGACUUUUUUCACCCUGACAGCGAUGUGCCACUGAGUGCAUUGUCACAAACCACAGGACAUAACAGUAUCGAUUGCCAUGGUAUGAUAUUAAGCGCAUUGAUAGUCUGCCUUUCUAGAGACCCCAAAUAAUCUGUGUGCUAAACCUAUGUUGUAUGUAAUAUGUCAAUAGCUAUGGCAAUUUAAUUCAUGAGUAUAUACAAGCAUAUUUAUUUUUGGAAGAAAAGCCACUUUUCUGCAUUUUGUGUUGCAUUCUGCUCUACCAUGGUGCUGUGUUCAGAAGUUGCCUGCAGUUAUUUUGGACUCCCAGUUUUGUUGGCUGUGUGUGUAUUGUUACAAAAAUCUAGAAAGGGGGAAAUUUCAUUGAAAAUGUAAAAAACAAAAAAAGAUCAUUUUGUCCCUAUGGGAUUUUUCAGUUGCCUGUGUGUUAUGAUUUUGUGUGCUCAAAAAAUAUUUAAAAACUCAUUGUGUACCAUCAGCAAGAGUUUGGUGCUAAAGGCAGUGGUUACAUGUGAAAGCAGCGGUUUAAAGAAAGGCAUUUGUCCGCAGAGUUAACCCAAUGCAAUGCAAGAAACAAAAUCCAAGCUUUGUUUCCCUCUUGUCAUGUGGUUAUUUUCCAGUAAUUCCUGCUGGGGUUUUUCAGGGGGCAUGACACCAAACAGCUCAAUAAGGGUUCAGCCAUUUAGACAACUCAUAGCUGUGAAUGAUUUUAUUUGCAUUGCAGAGUUUUAAAGCCAAAGUAGAGACAGCAUUACACUGUCCCACCUCCUCCCUGUAAGGAGCUGAAUAUCAGCUCAGCAGUAGUUAACCCUGCAGGGGAUGGAGGGGAGGAGAUGCUCGACUGUGACGCGGAGGGAACUGAAACAUCUGUUUGUCAUGAACCGUGUGGAGCUGCGUUAGCAUUUAAAGGCUGUGUCAUAUUUUUGCAGGCUUCUCAUAUCGUCAGCUGUGAGCUAUUUUUUGGGUUCAGAGGGAGUAGGAACCUAUCGCAUACAAAAACACAUCUAAGCCCAUGUUAAAGCUUCUCAGCUCUUUGGUGCCACAGUAGCUCAAAUAUAUGCUAUGAAGAGUCAAAGGAUGGAUUGGAGGCAGGAUCAGGAUCAGGUCUAGAAACAGUGUUGGAAAACAUACUGUAUAGUCUUAUGAAACAGUUCUCUUGUUUGUCUUGACUGUGUUUUGUCUGUCAUCUUUGAUUUGACUGUCAGUGAUUGGAUUGUAAAUAGCUUACCAUGUACAUUCAACUUUCAUUUAAAAAGAAUUCCUGUAUUAUAUGAAGUGGAAUUUUCUGAUGUAUAUUAAAGUGCUUAAUAAACAUAUUUGCUUUACUGCUGAAAAAAG